Molecule: messenger RNA, 660 nt
Organism: Phytophthora sojae
Lineage: Eukaryota; Oomycota; Peronosporomycetes; Peronosporales; Peronosporaceae
Exons: 3
Source: RefSeq, a predicted model, not a curated record
GCACAACCUAACAUUACAUCAUUGGGAACAAUUUCAUCAACACUCACUAUUAGUGGAUCUACUCCUAUAACUUGUAAUAACUCCCUGUCCAGUAGCACAUGCUCAUUAUCUGUUGAUUCUGUAUCUGGAGAUCAGACAUUUGGCAGUACAACAGCGAAUAAGUUUCAUUUGAGAACAAAUGGGAAUAGAAAAAUAACGAUAGGAUCCACUGGAUUAGUAGGCAUUAAUAAUACAUCUCCAGCUAAACAAUUAGAUAUUAUCGGAUCGACAGCAUUAACAAACUCAUUGUAUCAAAUCACUGAUGGAACAGUAAUUUAUCAGCAGUGGUUCGAUGGGACUCAAUGUUGUCUCCAAACGUUUUCAAAUCAUCCAUUGACUUUUGCAUCAAAUAAUGGAUCUGUGCAAAUGUCAAUAUUAACGAAUGGAAAUGUAGCUGUUAAUAACACAUUGACAGCUACGAAUAUAUCCGCUUCAACUUUAUAUGGAACCCUUCAAACAGCUGCUCAGCCCAAUAUUACAUCGAUUGGAACUUUAGCGACUCUUACGGCUACAUCAAUUACUGGAACACUUCAAACAGCUGCUCAGCCAAAUAUUACCUCAAUCUAUAAAUGGUACUUCAACAUGUGCUCUUCUUUCAAACAAGUAAUACAGGAAGAAUGA